Messenger RNA from Fundulus heteroclitus (mummichog), 1375 nucleotides. RefSeq lists its product as uncharacterized. Lineage: Eukaryota; Metazoa; Chordata; Actinopteri; Cyprinodontiformes; Fundulidae. The record is from RefSeq and is a predicted model, not a curated record. Gene Ontology annotation, biological process: cellular response to lipopolysaccharide; negative regulation of T cell proliferation; cell surface receptor signaling pathway. Gene Ontology annotation, cellular component: external side of plasma membrane.
GAUAUAGCUCAGUGCUCGGCACCAGCACCUUGGGUACGCUCUCCACAGUCAGGCUGAACAAGAAAGAGUGUGUCAGUAGCCUGUGUGCAGCAGCAGGAGUUACUCCUCUCAUUACAGAGAGACGGUAGAAAUCCACCUUAUCCUCCUGGAGCACAGAGAGAAGCUGGACUGAAGGAACAGAGAAGAAGACAUAAAUCUGCUUGAUGAGAGCUGAGUGGAAACAUCUGCUGGACUCCAGGGAGAAGAUGAUCUGCAGGAUCCUGCUGCUCAUCAUCCUCAACUCAUGUCUCUGUGCAGCAACAUUUGUAGUGAAUGUGACACAGAGCUCCUAUCAGGCAGAGGAGAACCACAGCAUCACUCUGGAGUGGACCUUCACCACCACACCUGAUCGACCCUGGAGAUUUCUGUUCAUCUACUGCAGCUUGUUAACUCCUAGGAAAGAAUCAGUCCUUUAUGAGGUCCAUGAUGGUGUUGAGGUGUCAGAGUCUCAGGAUGAACAGUUUUCAGGACGAGUCCAGAGUGACAAAGACGUCCUCAGAGAAGGACGAAUCAGACUCCAUGUGUCCAGACUGAGGACUGAAGACUCUGUUCAGAAAAACAUCACAGCUGAACCUGGAAAGAACGUCUCUCUGCCAUGUCAAGUCCCCAACAAGAAACCUGCUGUCUUUGUAAAGUGGACCCGACCUGAUCUAGAGCCAGAAUAUGUCCUCCUGUUCAGAGAUGAUCAGCUGGAUCCAGAACUCCAGCAUCCAUCUUAUCAGAACCGGGUGGACCUGCAGGACAGACAGAUGAAGGAUGGAGACAUGUCUUUGGUUCUGGAGAACGUGACGACUAACGACAGAGGAACAUACGAGUGUCGAGUUUUUCAGAGGGAAGCAAACCGAAGGAAGAGACACACUUUGACCUCUGACCCUAUCACUGUCAUCUUCCUGGAUGUAGCUCCUCCUCCAGAGAACAUGGAGGGACGCACCGAGGAUGGAAGCAGUCAUCAACAUACUGGACUGAUGGCUGUAGCUGGACUGAUUAUCACAGUAGCUGUUGGAGUGGUUGUUAUUCAUAAUCACUGAAUCCCUCCAUAAAAGAAGCAGAGGCUGAACAGGCCGUUAGAUUAGUUUCCUCCCAGUCUGCUCUGUCAUUUCUCUCCCUCUGCUCCACCUCCACUGCUAUCAGCUGUGACUCCACCUGGUCCUCCUGGUUUCUCUGUCCUCCCAGUAUUUAAGCAGUUCUACUGAAUGUCCAUGUCGCUGCUUCCUCCAUUUGUUCCCUGCCGGUUACUGUAAAUGUUGCGUUAUACUGACACCUACUGGACGGGAAACAACACUGCAGGCUACUGAGGUGAAACUCAUCUGACAAACUGAUAUUUAAGUAUACAGUU